Belonocnema kinseyi is the source of this 3333-nucleotide messenger RNA. RefSeq names its product muskelin (gene muskelin). Lineage: Eukaryota; Metazoa; Arthropoda; Insecta; Hymenoptera; Cynipidae. Gene Ontology annotation, molecular function: protein binding. The record is from RefSeq and is a predicted model, not a curated record. Gene Ontology annotation, cellular component: cytoplasm. The coding region runs from base 181 to 2475 and encodes 764 amino acids. The transcript is spliced from 11 exons.
AAUUUUACCGAAACACCUUGAAAACAGGGUGAUGUGUUUUUUUGCAUGAUUCUUUGAUUUCAUUGGAAUACCUGUGGACAAUGUGUGUCUUUUUCGAAGGAAAAAUUACAAGAAUCUGCUCUUUAUUUAAUAAUUUUCUCAUCGGUUCACUGCUCGCUGCAUUAUGUCAUUUCGAGUAACAUGGCGUCGUGCGAAAGUGGUGAUUUUCAAAAGCCUUUAGAAUAUAGAAUCUUCAAAUGUUCCAGUUAUUCCUCUACUUAUGUGCCCGAGAUGUUACUUGAAGACGCUGUUUUUUACAGAAAUAUCAUCAUCGAUAAGCCCUCUGAUCAGACAUCACGCUGGUCAUCUGACAAUGACAACCAUCCUCAGUACCUCGUACUCAAGUUGCAGCAACCGGCGAUCGUUCAAACAAUUACUUUCGGCAAAUAUGAAAAGACGCACGUUUGUAAUAUUAAAAAAUUUAAAGUUUACGGUGGAUUGGAAGAGGAGAACAUGAUGGAACUUUUAGAAAGUGGACUGAAGAAUGACUCUACGCCAGAAACUUUUGACCUCAAGCAUGAAAUCGGAACUAAAAAGAUCUAUUUUCCGAUUAGAUUUAUAAAAAUUCUUCCACUACAGUCCUGGGGUCCUAGUUUUAAUUUCUCUAUUUGGCAUGUUCACCUUACUGGCACCGUCGAUCCCUCGGUGGUCAAACCCAGCAUUGAAUGGGUCAAUUCGUAUCGACAGAGAGAAAUAAUAAGACUGUGUAUGAAACAUUUUCGAAGAUUCGAGCAGCAAGAAGUCGUUGAAACUCUUCAGCGAGUCACGGGAGUUGCUCUAGAAGAUCCUCGAUUAACAGUCUUGUACGAUUUAUUAGUAACGAAAGGUGAUCACUUGCAGGCCGAGCGAUUUAUUACGCAUGCUGUCAACACCGGAGUCUUGAACGAGUAUAUAAACGCUCAAGCGUACCGGGCAGUCUGGACGAAGAUUGAAUCGCGCGACGUGAAACCAGGAAUGAGAGGUGGUCACCAAAUGGUUCUAGAUCCACUAGGAGAAACACUUUAUCUCUUUGGAGGUUGGGAUGGAAAUACGGAUCUCGCAGAUCUCUGGGCGUACGAUAUUCCGACUGAGAGAUGGAGGCUAAUCUGCCGAGACACUGGAGACGUCGGAGGACCGAAAGCUCGCUCUUGCCACAAAAUGUGUCUGGAUCCAGAAAGAAGGCAGCUUUUCACCCUUGGCCGAUACUUGGACACGCAAUAUCGCUCCCCUGAGAAUUUGAAGAGCGACUUUUACGUUUACAAUAUCGAUACGAACGACUGGACGCAAAUUUCGGAUGACACGGGAGCUCGCGGCGGACCGCAGUUGAUAUUCGAUCACCAAAUGUGCAUGGACGUUGACAAGAGAACUAUUUACGUCUUUGGUGGUCGAGUUCUCAUCUCUCCUGCAAACACCGAAGAUCCAGAAGUGAUCACAAGUUCGACGGAACCCAUUUUUUCUGGAUUAUAUUCCUAUCAUGUGCCCACCGACACGUGGUGUAAACUUGCUUCCGAUAUUUCGAGACCUAGUCCGCCAAACGUACAGAGUAUCAAGUCUAGAGUUGGACAUUCCAUGUUGUUUCAUCCAGAAUCUAGAAAAUUGUACAUUUUUGCUGGACAGCGAAGUAAAGAAUACUUGAAUGACUUCUUUACCUACGAGGUCGACACUACUCAAAUCGAACAAAUCAGUGUGAGUGAUUUUGGAAAUCGAGAUUCUAAUCACGUUCCUGCCGCUGGUUUUACUCAAAGAGCAACCAUCGAUCCGGAAUUGAAAGAAAUCUACGUACUAUCUGGCCUCAGUAAAGAUAAAGAUAAAAGGGACGACAAUGUCCAGAAUUCAUUUUGGGUCUACAAUAUUAAGGAAAACAAAUGGUCCUGUAUCUAUCGGAAUGAAAAUAUCGGGGAAAAAUAUUGGAGCCGAAUGCAGGAUUACGAGCCGUGUCCUCGAUUUGCUCAUCAACUUGUCUACGAUUACGUGAAAAAGGUCCAUUAUCUAUUCGGAGGAAAUCCUGGACGUUCUUGUCUUCCCAAACUGAGGCUUGAUGAUUUCUGGACACUGAAACUCUGCCGACCUUCCCACGAGCAAAUUUUAAGGAAUUGCAAAUUGAUCAUUAGAAAACACAAGUUUGAGGAAUUGGCUAUGAAGGACACUAUUGAGGCUCUCGAAUAUUUACAGACAAAAGUUUUCGAGAUCAUUGAUCACAGCGAUAAAGAACAAUCCAAAGAGUUUCAAUUGCUGGCCUCUAUUCUAUUUCGGGAGAAAUGUGACCCAGAGGAUGAGACAGCAACCUCGGAUGAUUCUUCAUCGCGGUCCCCAUACCCAAGUGGAAAUUCAGAACAGAGUUCAAUCGCUCACAGUGUUUACGCUCGUCGAAUCGAUUUAUACGACAGACUCGCCGAAUUUUUCCCAGAUGCUUUAACGCAACCACGGGCUAAUCUAAUCGAUCUUUUGCCAUUAUGAUAUUAUUAAUUUUUGAAGGUGAUACGCUAAAUCAAUGCCAGUCGAGACAAAACAGAAUAUUCCAGUUUUUGGUUUGUCUUCGUUACUCUCGUUGACCUGUAAAUAUAUACGACUCUCCUUUUUUUUCUAUUAUUUUUUUUUACCUUUCAAGACGACGUGAUGCUUUCGAGUGGGAAACAGUUUUAUUGUGCAAUUACAUAUUGUAAAGGUCUUAUAUUUUUUUACGUCUGUAAAUAUUACUCUUUAGUUUGGUAAAAGACACAGGUUUUUAUUGUGACUGUAUUAUAAUUACUUUUAGGUUGCCUCAUUACAUGAAAUGAUUAGAUUUUAUCUUGAUUCGGACUGUCUCUCUCAGUUUGAUUAUUUAAAAAUAUGUUACCACUGUUUUGUACUAACAGCCAUAGCUUUUUUCGAGUUUAUCCUUCAGUUACUUAAUACAGCGAGCUGAAAAUCAAAAGAAUUUUUUCUUUUGUCAGCGUUCAAAUUUACGCGGUCGGUAUCAAAACUGGACCAAACGGUUGUUUUGCUUCAUUCUUAUAUUUUCUUUUAGUUGAGGGCUGUCUAAAAAAAAUGAAAUGGUUUCUAGAAAAUGUAGCUGUGAGUUAAUUUUCUUUUUAGGAUAAUAUUAUUAGGAUGAUGUUUAUAAGGCUGAUAAAAAUCGUAUAUAAUAUGGACAUAUUAGCCCUAAAGCUUUUGGAAUUUUCAAAAUUGUGAUUUAGCAAAGCUAAAAACAGGUUUCGACAUUUUUAAAUUUAUAGCAUGAUCUCGUGUAAAUAUCUUAUAUAUACUGCUGAUUUUGAAGAACGACCUUUGUUUUAUUGAGCUGCGUUUUGAUAAUAAAGAAAUCUGUUUUCCGAG